Molecule: messenger RNA, 474 nt
Organism: Saccostrea cuccullata (small rock oyster)
Lineage: Eukaryota; Metazoa; Mollusca; Bivalvia; Ostreida; Ostreidae
Product: leucine-rich repeat-containing protein AAC1-like
Exons: 3
Coding region: 67-441 (124 amino acids)
Source: RefSeq, a predicted model, not a curated record
GUAAGCGAGUGUGCAAGUUUUACUUUGAGUAGAUAUUUAGUUGCAGCGAGAACAAUAAACCAAAUCAUGGCCAAAUCAUUCAUAACUGUGGCAAUUAUGUCGUUUGGGUGGAUGGUAUUUACAGGCUUUACACCAGCCGAUACGAAUACGACCACUUCAGACCCAAUAAAUAGCACACAAUCUACUACAACUACUACAACUAUAUCCCUAAACACAGUAAAAUCGACCAAUGGAGCCAUAAAUACCAGUCAACAAAAUGUUCAAGCCAAUGAAACUGCAAUUUCCAACUCAACAACGGUUCCAAGCAACGACAUCACAGCCACCACAAACACCACACAAAAAAGCACAGCACCAGAAAACAAUGUCAGGAGAACCACGGAUGGUAACAUAUUUUGUGCGAUGAUUGUGAUUAUUCAAGUGGCGAUAUACAGUUUUGCUUGAAGCAAAUCCAUAGAUUACUCUUGACCCUAAGAA